CCCGCCCAUCGACAUCACAUGAAUGCCCAAGACAUCGAUGACCACCAUGCGGCGGCGGCGGCGGUGGAAUUGCCGCCGCCAGAUGGACGCAUGCCCUUGGCCAUGAGCGGAAUCUCGACGGAGGAAGAGUACUUUGAGGUUGCCAAGACAUACGGGAUCAUGAAGCAAACGGGCAUGGCGCUCAGCUCGGCGCAAACGCCAUUCCCGAGCGACACCGACCUCACGGAGCGCGUGUCGGGGUUUGCACAUGCGACGGGAUUCCAAUUCAAGACGGGAACAACGGGCGGUACAACACGUGUGUACACGUGCAAGUCGUCUUCGAAUUGCCCGUUUCUCAUCACGGUCAACAUUAGCAAGUCCACCGGCAUUACGCGCAUGUCGCGGCGACUGAAUUGCUUCCGGCACAACCAUCCGCUGGGGUUCACGACGGCAAGUUUCCAGUGGGGCGAAAUCGAACCGCCUCUUCCUCCCCGUCGGAUCUCUGUGGCGGCGCACGACGACCACGACCACGACGACCACAGCACCCACCCUACGCUCGCAACCCCGUCGCCCCCGCCCGUGUUGUCGGAAGCCGAGUACUUUGCCACGGCGAGGGCGCUGGGUCUAUGCAAACGCUCUGGCCCCACCUCGGUCCAGCCCGUGUCCAAGGUGUUCGACAACAAGGAAGACCUGCUCGCGCGCAUCAUGUUUCUCGCCGUCAAGGUCGGCUUCCAGCUAAAGCACCGCGACGGCACGUUCCAGUACUCGUGCAAGUCGGUGGAAGACUGCCCGUUCACGCUGUCUGUCAACGUGCGGCCAUCCGGCACUUGCAAAAUGUCGGAGCGAUUGUGCGUGUUCCCCCACAACCACCCGUUUGGGGUGCUGGGCCAGCCCGCGACGGGCAAAAACACUACGCUCAACUCGGCCAUCAUUGCACACAGCAUUGCCGCGUCCGGUAUGGACUGGUUUCGCGCGACGCAUGCCGAGUUCCGAAACCACUGCAUCGCCACAUUUGGCGUACCCAUCGGACCCACGCGAUCCACGACCGUCCGGCGCGAACUGGAGAGCCCCGACAUUGAAAAACACGCGAUCAAGUUCCGCCAGAUGGACGCCGCCAUGCGCGGGGCUCUGGAGCGCGUGCGCGCGACGCUGGCGGCCAACCCAACGCCGCCGUCCACGGACGACAUCCGCGUGAUGCGCCAGGAGAUGCACCACCGAUGGGCCAUGGACCGGCGAAAACUCGCCAUGGAGGAGCAGGCCCACCUGCGCGAAGAAAUGGAGGCGCGCCUCGUGCAGCGGUCGCAAGGAGCCAAGCUCCGGGAGGCGGAGAUGGCGCUCAAAGUAGCCCUGGCCAAAGCCAGACAUGAACUCACUGCCCUCGGACUCUCGGCAGACGAGAUUGACGCGGCUCUAGCGUUGGACCAGUAAAUGGACAGACAGUAUGAUGGUCGUGUUGGUGGGUUGGCGUGAGCAUAGUCGUAAGUUGCCACGAAGUGGUGGAAAGUGUUUCUGUUCAUGCG
This is a messenger RNA of Aphanomyces astaci, 1499 nucleotides long. RefSeq lists its product as hypothetical. Bases 19 to 1407 code for a protein of 462 amino acids. Lineage: Eukaryota; Oomycota; Saprolegniomycetes; Saprolegniales; Verrucalvaceae. The record is from RefSeq and is a predicted model, not a curated record. The transcript has 2 exons.